CGCUCAAUCGUCAUUCCGUUUAAAAUCUCCACUCUUUUCUUUGUCCUUUUCGAAGAAGCUUCACAUAGAUCCAUACACUGUUUCAUACGACAAAGACACCCUGAUUUUACCCCGGCACGAUUCUUACCAACACGCCUAGUAUUUAAAGAUUCGGUCUCCCGAGGAUUCCAGGACUCGAUCGUCGAGCCUGAGGCGAUUUCCCGAUCUGGGUUUCCAUCAAUUCUCGAUUUUGAAACCCUUGCUCGGAUCUAGGUAUCAUCCAACAAACCCUUGAAAUUCCGUUUCCUUUCUCUUUUGGGGGAGAUGAGGAAGAGGGAGAGAGAGAACCCUUGUUCGGUCUGCGGGCAUUAUCACAAGUACGAGGAAGGCGAGGUCUGCGGAAUCUGCGGCCACCGUAUGCCGGCGAGUUCCGACAAACCGGGGGCUUUCCACGUCAGCGCUUUCCCGUCGGAGAUCUUGCCCGAGUUCCUCUAUCUCGGGAGCUACGACAACGCCUCCCGCUCUGAACUUCUCAAGACUCAGGGGAUUUCCCACAUUCUCAACACGGUGCCUUUAUGUCAAAACCUCUACAAGAAUUCAUUCACCUACCACGGCCUUCAGGAUGAGAAAGUUUUACAAUUUGAUGAUGCUGUCCAGUUUUUAGAUCAAUGUGAGAAGGAUAAGGCCCGUGUUCUCGUGCACUGCAUGUCGGGGAAAAGUAGAUCACCAGCAAUAGUGAUAGGGUACUUGAUGAAACGCAAAGGGUGGAGACUUGAUCAGAGUUAUCAGUGGGUGAAAGAACGAAGGCCAUCUACGGACAUAAGUCCAGAAUUCUAUCAGCAGCUGCAAGAGUACGAGCACAGGUUAUUCGGAUCAAACGAUGGUAUAUUUCCACCAGUAAACGUCUUUCCCCACGCUGAUGCUCCAUCCUUCGGGUUUGGCUUCCCCAAGGUCAAUGACCAACCUCAAGCCUUACUGUUUAACAACGCUCCUGCGGCAUCCAUAUUCUCGAGCCCACCUUCUGGUGCUCCUCGAGAAUUCACUUUUGGUGCGGUUCAAGCAACAAGCCAUUUCUCGGGGAACCCACCAAACCAAACUGGGAAUGAUAUUCCCAUGGAUAGCUCCUAACUUGUUCAGAAACAUCUGCAGAGCUUUUACAUAUUGUUGCAAGAAUGCUUCUGUAUAUGAUGGUGCAUGCUCAAGAGUUUCACUUUGAGAGAUUGCAUCUGUGUUUUCUUUUUCUUUGUAUUGCAGUUCUUCUAAGUUACAGGUCUCUGUCAGAGGAACACAUAUGUUGAAUCAGUUCCACAAUACCAUAGUUCUCCUUA
This is a messenger RNA of Tarenaya hassleriana, 1307 nucleotides long. RefSeq names its product protein-tyrosine-phosphatase IBR5. Gene Ontology annotation, molecular function: MAP kinase phosphatase activity; protein tyrosine/serine/threonine phosphatase activity. Gene Ontology annotation, biological process: auxin-activated signaling pathway; abscisic acid-activated signaling pathway; protein dephosphorylation. Gene Ontology annotation, cellular component: nucleus. The coding region runs from base 304 to 1107 and encodes 267 amino acids. NCBI's taxonomy places the organism in Eukaryota, Viridiplantae, Streptophyta, Magnoliopsida, Brassicales, Cleomaceae. The transcript has 5 exons. The record is from RefSeq and is a predicted model, not a curated record.